Messenger RNA from Eruca vesicaria subsp. sativa (arugula), 2817 nucleotides. The record is from the annotation of a GenBank genome assembly. Lineage: Eukaryota; Viridiplantae; Streptophyta; Magnoliopsida; Brassicales; Brassicaceae.
AUGGCCGAAACAGAAUCGCCGGAGAUCAACUGCGUAUACGUAGAGACAAACCUAGACACUCGUCUCGCUAUUCCCGUUCACAACAAUGAAACCAUCUCCGAUUUCAAAGAGAAACUAUGCAAAGAGCACUUUCAAUGCUUCCCGAAACUUGGAGAAAUCAGUAUCUCUGCAGUUAAGGUUAAACGUCAGAAUACGUUGGGUCUCCUUGUGGAUUUUCACUUGCCUGAUUCUAUGUAUUUGAGUAUGGCUUUCGAGGGUGUCAGUGAUAGCUGCUGGUUUUUGUCUGUGGAUGCUACCGUGAGUGUGGUUGACAAGUGUGAGCUGAUGGAUGAUGCUGAUGAAAAGAACAAGGCCAUUGCAAAUGGUUCUCUUGUUUUGGGAGCUCUAGUUGCAGAGAAGAUGGCAAAGAAGAGGAAGCUGAGAAGUUCGGAUGGUGGAAAAAGUGGGACGAAGCAUGAGUUGGUUGAGAAGAACAAGGAGAUUGCAACUGAUUCUCUACUUUUAGAUACCAAGAACCAGACUCCUGAAGAAGAUUUGGAAACUCAUGUAGUUGAGAAGCCGAGAAAGAAAAGGAAGGUGAAAGGUUUGGAUGGAGAAACAAGUGUGAAGAAACCUUUGGUUGAUGUCAGUCAAUCUGCUGCUGCUGCUACGACUGUUUCAAGAUUUGAUGGUGAUGGGAGUCAUGAGUUGUGUGGAAAUGUUGUUUCUGAAUCUUCACCCAGAGAAAAACUAGAUGAUAUGCUUACGGAAACAACAGGAGGAAAAGAGAUUGAGAUGGGGGAGAAACCUGUCGAGGAUUUGGGAGGAGAUAAAACGGAGAACAAUGAUCUGGUGAGCCAACCGGCAAAUCUUGUUGACACUAACAGUGGGUUGACAACCAGACCAGACACAGAGAAGAAAAAGAGGCGAAAGAAGAAAUCAGAAGACGACAUCAAUCAGUCUUCUGCUACUGUUACUGUGGGCGAGAUUGGGCUUCCUGAAAAUGUAGAUCGUGUUGAUGCAACUCCUGAAUCUCUUCCAAUCUCAAGAGACAAUCCUCUUGCAGAAGCAAGUCAGAGAGAAAAUGAUAUGGCCGUCGAUGACGUAGCAAGAGAUAAAGCUGAAACUGACAAUCUAGAGGGUCAAACGGAAAUUCACCUGGACUGCAACAAUGUAGAGGAAGAUAUUAAUCAAUCUUCUGCUGCUGCUGCUGCUAUUAUAGCUUCAGGAGAUAUUGUGAAUCAGAUAAAUGAAGUUUCUGCAAAUGUAGAUCAUGUUGAUGCUGCUCCUGAAUCUCUUCUAAUCUCAAGAAGAGAAAAUCUUGAUAAUCAUUUUGCAGAAGCAAGUCAGAAAGACACUGAGAUGGUUGAGAAAUCUGUCGAAGAUGAGGGAAGAGAUAAAAUUGAAACUGAUAAUAUAGCGAGCAACCCAGAAAAUCUUUUGGACACUAACAGUGUGUUGACAACCAAACCAGACACAGAGAAAAAGAAAAAGCGAAAGAAGAGAUCAAAAGAUGACAUCAAUCAAUCUUCUGCUUCUGCUGCUAUUACAACUUCAAUAGAUAUUGUGAAUGAGAUAAAUGAAGUACCUGCUAAUGUAGAUCCUGUCGAUGCUACUCAUGCAUCUCUUCCUAUGUCAGUAGGCACCGUUGCAGAAUCAAGUCAGAAAGGAAAUGAGAUGGUUGAGAAGAUUGAUGACGAUGUUGGAAGUGGAAAAGCUAUACCAAGUGAUGCAGAGAAUAUCAAGAGAAAUGAGAUGGUUGAGAAGAUUGAUGAUGAUGGUGCUAAAUCUGUGAAGACGACUAAGAAGAAAAAGUCGAAAAGAGUCAAGACCCCAGCUAAAGAAGAUACAAUGGUUGCCUCUGGUGCAGAGAAUGUUGAAGCUAUCGAAGCUGUAGAUGGAGAAGGGACUGAUAAUGUUAUCAGAAACAUACUAGAUUCUCUGCAGGAAAAGAAUGAAACUGAGGGAAAUCUGGACACAACUGGGAAGAAAUCUAGCAAGAAAUUGAAGAAAAAACACUCUUCAAAAGUUGUAGAGUCCCAAGUAUUGGCAGUUGAGGUAAACACUACUGCCCUGGAGCAGACUCCUCUCAUCAACAACCCUAAAGACACUGAUACCUUAUUCACGCCAGUUAAGAAAGAUGCUGAGAGCGAUGCUUCACUUUUGAAAAAGAGUCCUGAAAUUGCAGAGGAUAAAAGCCUUUCCAAGAAAAUCCCAAUAGAGAAGAUUGAUAUGGGAGAUAAUUUUGGUUGCAGCCCAAAUCAAGAGAAGCAAGAUCAAGUGGCUGGUGGAGCUAAAUCUAAAAAGCAGAAGAAGAGGCUUGAUCUUCAUCCAAGUGGUUCCAUUGCGGGUUCAGUGAGCUCAGCAAAACCGAAAGAGAAAAAAUCUAGAGGUCAACAGCCAGCUAGUUCAGGUGCUAGUCAUUUGCAGUCAGUGGUUAAAAAUGGACGCAGUGGAACAGUGAAAACCACUGUCAGCAGCAAGAAACAAGACGUAAAGAAAAGCUCUAAACCGGUCGCAGUGGACAAGAGGAAGACCAAUUUCUUCGAGAAUGCUGAGAAGAGUGAUUCGUCAGAGGAUGAAUAUAAAAAGACUUCUAAUGUCUCCACUAAAACACCAUCGGAUUAUUCAUCUGACAAUGAUAGUGAUGUGACUUCUAUGUCUAGGAAGCAGCAAGGAAACAAUCUGACUGGAGGAACAAAUAAGUUUGAAGGGAGCCUACAAGAUUUGUUGAGAAGAUCAAGCAGUUACAAGAAGGCUUUAAUUAGAGCACAGUCACAACCCGAUAUAGAUGACGACUCUCCGGUUGAUUGCGUCCCAGAUAGCCAAGGCCUCUAA